Molecule: messenger RNA, 1137 nt
Organism: Myxozyma melibiosi
Lineage: Eukaryota; Fungi; Ascomycota; Lipomycetes; Lipomycetales; Lipomycetaceae
Exons: 1
Coding region: 154-987 (277 amino acids)
Source: RefSeq, a predicted model, not a curated record
AGCUCGGUAAUCGCAGAAGAAAAAAGCCCUCGGCCGCUUUGGUCCGCCACCGCCGCCCAGCUUCAUCCGGUUUCCUCGCCGCGCUUCCUUCCUCUUUGUUGUUGUUCACACUACUUGUUCACUAUCUGAUAUUCUCACCAUACAUUUGCAUUCAUGACGGUCGAGGACGUACCUUACACAUUCUGGCCUGAGUCGCUGGCUUCGGCUUCGCCCGACUCCCUCUCCCUCUCACCGCACUCCUCUCCUACUCCACCCUCACCACCCACACCACCAUCCGCCCCUUCCUCGCGACGAGACUCCGUCUCCGCCGCGCUCGCUGCAUUCGCGCGUCUCAACCUCUCGCGCGGUCGACGGCCGUCUGCUGCCGAGACGGCAGAGUUUGCGCGGCUGUUCGCCGCAAGCGAUCCGAAGCAACCGCUGAGUAACGACGAUCUGGCGCGGUUUAUGAAGAAGCUGUUUGCCGAUGAACCCGGCGCGAGGACGCAGCGCGGCAGGAGACUUCACAACUCGCCCGUGCGGUUCGCCAGACGACGGAGUAGUAGGGUGGCGGGCGAGCGCGGGCUUUCGUCUGCGUCGCCUGCGCGCGGGGGUCUUGCCGACUACGACGACACGCUGACGUACGACGACGAAGAGGAAUAUGACGACGAAGACGAUGAGGAUGAGACGUUGCGGUUGCCGCUUGGAUUUAAGUCGGGUUGGGGAUGGAGCGUCAACGUUUCGCCCGAGCGGGAACGCGGGCGUGGACGCGAGGCACGGGGACGGCAGGGAUACAGACGACGGAGCAGUUCUGCCAUGGCGCAGCGGCGGCGCGCAAGGGAAUCCUCGUCGUCGCAUACACCAUCAGUUGUGCGGAGACGGCCUAGUUAUGGCGGGUCUGCGGUCGGUGCUCGUUGUUGCUGUGGAGAGAAGGGGUGUGGGGUUGGACGGCAUGCGAGGGACGUGUUGCCGCGGUGCAGGGAUAGAAGUCUUAGUCCUAGAUCUCGCUGAUUGAUGUUUGUGCUAUGUUUUUUGAUAGGGGGAUUGCUUUGUUGAUCAUUGUUUUGCUUUAUCGGUCUGGGUUCCUGCAUAGAGUUUCGCGUUUUGGUUUCUCAUAUCAUCAUUUUCAUACCAGUCAUCUUGCAUGCUUAUCACUAUAUA